AUGGGUGUCUCUAUAUGGAUUAUUGGAAUUACCAUUCAAAUCGUUGGCAUACUGGCAUCAGUUCAGUAUCCUUGUCCACCCUUUUCACCAUUCAGACUUCCUCACACAACUUCCUGCUCUAAGUUUGUCCAGUGCAUCGGCGGAGUGGCAACUGUUCAUGAUUGUGACAACGGAUUGGAGUUCAAUUCGAUUUGGAAUGAGUGCACUUUGCCUGAAUUUGCUGAUUGCGAUCGUGAAUAUUCUCCAUGUCCGCUCUUCAAUGAUCCGGACAACUUGGUUUACUUAUCAGACAGUGACUCAUGCGAGGUGUACCAUUUGUGCUAUAACAAUCAGCUUCACAGAUUCCAGUGCAUCGAUGGACUUCACUGGGAUAAUCAGAGGAAUCAAUGCCGACGUCCUGCUGAUGCAGGUUGCGCGCCUUCAGGCGUAACUUGUCCUCCGUCCGGCACACACUUGGUUCCCAACCCAGUAUCCUGUGAGUACUUCUAUUUCUGCAUCGACGGCCAUGGCUACGGAUCACAAUGUCCCGAGGGCACGCUAUUUGAUGUCGUGAGAAGCUUCUGUGUGCCUGCAGAUGAGGCUACUUGCUUGGGUCCAGUGCCUACAACAACAGCACGCCCAACUCCGCCUGUGGUUACAACGCCCGGUGAAAUUCCAGAUUCAGACAACUAA
Phlebotomus argentipes is the source of this 672-nucleotide messenger RNA. Its product is annotated as peritrophin-1-like. The coding region runs from base 1 to 672 and encodes 223 amino acids. Gene Ontology annotation, molecular function: chitin binding. Gene Ontology annotation, cellular component: extracellular region. The transcript is spliced from 2 exons. The record is from RefSeq and is a predicted model, not a curated record. Lineage: Eukaryota; Metazoa; Arthropoda; Insecta; Diptera; Psychodidae.